Molecule: messenger RNA, 969 nt
Organism: Durio zibethinus
Lineage: Eukaryota; Viridiplantae; Streptophyta; Magnoliopsida; Malvales; Malvaceae
Product: large ribosomal subunit protein uL14x/uL14z/uL14y
Biological process (GO): translation
Cellular component (GO): ribosome; cytosolic large ribosomal subunit
Molecular function (GO): large ribosomal subunit rRNA binding; structural constituent of ribosome
Source: RefSeq, a predicted model, not a curated record
AUGGUUUUGUCAACACAAAUUCAAAACCCAAAAAAACCCUAAUUCGCCGUCGAUAUAAAGAUAAAAACCGUAGUCUUUGCUCUCCGUUUCCUUUCAGCCGUCGAAAAUGUCGAAGCGAGGACGUGGAGGGUCAGCGGGUAACAAGUUCAGGAUGUCACUGGGUUUGCCAGUUGCAGCUACAGUGAACUGUGCUGAUAACACUGGUGCAAAGAACCUUUAUAUCAUCUCGGUGAAGGGAAUCAAGGGUCGCCUUAACCGCUUGCCAUCUGCUUGUGUUGGAGAUAUGGUGAUGGCUACUGUCAAGAAAGGGAAGCCUGAUCUCAGGAAGAAGGUCUUGCCUGCUGUCAUUGUGAGGCAGCGCAAGCCCUGGCGUAGAAAGGAUGGUGUUUACAUGUACUUCGAAGAUAAUGCCGGUGUUAUUGUGAAUCCAAAGGGAGAAAUGAAAGGUUCUGCUAUAACUGGUCCAAUUGGAAAGGAGUGUGCUGAUCUGUGGCCAAGGAUUGCAAGUGCAGCCAAUGCCAUUGUUUAGGAAUUCAAAUUUUAGAGGUUUUGUUUCUCUGCAUUGGACUAAUAGUUUGCUGGAUCAAGAUUUUGAUAUAUUAAGUUUUUGUUUCUUCAGAAUAUUAUUUGGAUGUUCUGAUUUGAUCUUGAGUUUGGAGAUGGAAUGUAGUUUGUGGAGAUCUUUUCCAAUGUGGAUGUGGCCUUUUAAUAUGUCAUACUGGAGAUAUAUCUAUCCUUGUGCCUCUGUUCUGUAAUCAAAAUUUACCCAUAAAGCAUAACAUAGCCGCGUCAGUAAAUCUGGUAAUUUAGACGAAACUAAGGAUAUGGAUAUACAAAUUAUCAAAUCUAGCUGGGUGAGACAUGUAGCGGUGUUCCUUAUCUCGAGUCAAUUAGGGUACAUUAUGGCUCAAAGAAUUUUCAACAAUUUGUUUAUACUGUCAAGACAUGAGUACGGCAUUUCUUGCACGA